AUGUAUAACCCAGCCAGUCAAAUCCAUCCAAUGGCCCACUCCCUCCAAGUGCCUGAUACCACAGACCUCCCUCCACCACCACCCCAAAAAUCCGCGCUCGACCGUGCCUUCACAGGAACAUCACCGCCUGCAUCUAGCCCGCUCCGUCGUAGCAGUAUGACCCCUUCGUCUUCCCCCGACACUAAUGAUGAAGCCAUUAGCAAGGGCGCUAUACUGUCUUCAACUCCACCAACACCAGCACCGGCCGCAGGAGUCGCCGCUAUCGCUGCUGCAGCAUCACCUCCCGCCGCAAAAUCCGGCCGUCGAUCUUCUAAACUGUUUGGCAAGUUUGUCCCCAAAUUCUUGCAGACUUCAUUCGGACCCAACAACCCUUCUGGUGGCUCUGGUUCGUCCCCUCGAUCUGCAGCCUCGGCUUCUCAGUCAUCUGUAUUAGGCGUGGCUCGUCCUGGUCGAUCUGCAAGUUUUACGUCUGGGUUUACUACGACGUCGAGUGUCACGACAGCUGUGGGAUCGACUAGAGCUGUUCCUGGAUCUGUUGGUAUGGGCGGCAAUAGCAAGGGAGGUGCGUUACCGCAGUUGCCAGAACUCCCAGACUUAUCACCCUCUGUCCUGUCAUCGAAUGAGGAUUGGCUGGGACUUCAGAGUGGCACCUCUGACAAGGACAGGAGGAUACCCUCACCUGUGUUAUCGGCUUCGCCAAUCGCCACUAUCGCUCUCGAAAGUGCCCAGCAGCAGCCACCUGCUGUUACUUCUCAGUUCAACAUGUCGAUUGUUGCGAUCGAGGAGCGGGAAGGGUCCUUGCGUUCCAGUCAUUCUUCCACACACGAACUCAGGACCUACGAUCACGAACUCGAGCGACCGUUACCUGCCAUGCCCCAAGAAGACUUUACCUACCAGAAGCAGCAAGGCCACCCAUUCCACAUGUACAACAAUAACAACAACAACUACAACAACAACGACAACAACAACAUCAACAACAACAACAACAACAACAACAACAACAACAACGGCGGCGGCCAAGACGAAGACGAUUACCAAAAGUACGAGUCCGGAUCUCCCUACAUCAUCGACGAGAGCUGCGACGACGACUUUUUCUUAAAUUCUGUCCUCCGCAAGAAAUCCUCCAUCAACAGGAAUUCUACUUCAUCCUCGUCGUCGUCGUCGUCUCCCUCGUCCCGUCCACAACCUCCCCCCUUCCUCUCAACUGGCAACUGGCGCGGGGGCCCCACCCCAUCGCUCUCGGCAGCCUCGUCCUCCUCACAAGCGUCCUCUAUGGCCCCGUCCCCUACAUCCCCUUACCCCUCCUCAUCGUCCAUAUAUACCUCGACUCCAACACCCGUCUCUGCCACCGCCGUCACUCCCCUCCCUUACCGAACCAUCGGCAGUACGACACAGACAGGGCUGGACGAGAAGCGGACGCGGUUAAGGGACGCGGUUGGUGAAUGGCGUCGAUCUGCGAAUGCGUCCAUGAACUCUUCGUCGUCAUUCGAUAUCGAGUCGACUUCUUCUCCUGUCACUGGCUCGACUUAUUCUGGCUUUGCCUUGUAG
Linnemannia hyalina is the source of this 1548-nucleotide messenger RNA. NCBI's taxonomy places the organism in Eukaryota, Fungi, Mortierellomycota, Mortierellomycetes, Mortierellales, Mortierellaceae. The record is from the annotation of a GenBank genome assembly.